AUGAGGGGUUCUUGCCUGUAUUUAUCGAGUCUGCUGCUCUCAGUGACUGUCGCUCUCGCCCUGUGCAGUCCUGCUCGCGUUGCUGCUGUGCGCCUCCCCUGGUCCGUGGGCAAACACAGCCCCUCCGCGAGUAGGAUGCGGGACGAAUGGCAUGCUGCUGCCGGCGGUGGUGCCGCUUUCUCUAUCACUCCUGCUGCUGCUGGUGCUGCUGCUUCGUCUGGUGAUGCUGCUGCUGCUGAUUCGGCUGGGGCAGGUGGCCCUGUGGGUGGUGAGUUCCCCGUGCCUGGUGACGGCCCGUACAAGAGGGAGGAGCUGCUUCCAAGCUUCAUUCUCCAUCACAGCGGCUACACAAGCGUAGCAGGCGGAGAGCAGUCAACAGCAGGCGCAGAAGAGUCCACAGCAGCAGACACAGAAGAGGCAUCAGCAGCAGACGCACCCGCCUCUCUUCCAGAGGACGAGGAAACGGGCCCAGCUUCAGAAGCAGCCACAGCAUCGACAGCAGAGGAGGCAGCAGCAGCUGGCAAUGUUUCGACCUCCUCUGUCUCUGCCUCUGCCUCUACCUUAGCGUCUGCCUCUGGUAGUGGUUCUGCCUCGGGCCCUGCUCAAGGCGCUCUCCUGCAGCGCGCCUCCCAGGGCCUGCUGUCGUCCCUGAGGUGCCGCUUCUCCAGGAACGAUCCUGCGUGCACAGACUCUACUACGGCCAAGGGGAAGGCUGCGUUGAAGGUGGUGGAGGCUGUUUCCAGUGAUGCGUUUGUGCAGCGGGUGGGGCGGCAGCUGUGGCUGCGGGGCAAGCCGUUUUAUGUGAAUGGGUGGAACACGUACUGGCUCAUGUACAUUGCCAGCAUUCCGGACAAGAAGAACCUGGUGAACCAGGCGUUGAGUCAGGGGCGCAGCAUGGGCCUCACAGUGUGCCGCACGGGGGCGUUCUUUGAUGGCCCUGGCUGGCAUGCGCUGCAGACGAGCCCUGGCGUGUUUGACGAGAACACGUUUAAGGCCCUGGACUAUGUAAUUUUCACGGCCAAGAGGUUUGGAAUCCGGUUGCACAUGGUGCUGAACGGCAACUGGGACGACUAUGGAGGCAAGAACCAAUACGUCAAGUGGAGCGCUGCUGCUGGGGGCAGCCCUCCCUAUGACGACACAGCCUUCUUUGUCGACCCUCUCUGCCGAACGUUCUACAAAAACUUUAUCAAGGCGGUUCUCACUCGCCGCAACACCCUCACGGGCCAGCUGUACCGCGACGACCCCACCAUCUUUGGCUGGGAGCUCAUCAAUGAGCCCCGGGUCUACGCUGACCCCUCAGGAGACGUCCUGCAGGCGUGGAUCACGGACAUGGCAGCGUAUGUCAAGUCGCUGGACCCCAACCACCUGCUCUCCAUCGGCUCGGAGGGCUUCUACGGCCCCUCCACUCCGGAUCGAGCCAAGGCGCUCAACGCGGAGUGGUGGAUGGUGAACGUGGGGACGGACUUUGUCAGGAACAACAAGGUCCCGGGGAUUGACCUUGCCUCGGUGCAUGCGUAUGCAAACAGCAGGUAUUCGGUGUCGGCAUGGAGUGACAAGAUGGCACAUUUUACCAACUUUGUGAAGGGGCACUUGGAGGACGGGGACGGGCAGCUCAACAUGCCCGUGCUCAUCGGCGAGUUCGGCCCCGAGAGCAUCAAGAAGCUUCCGGACGGCAGCAUGGCGCGGCGCAACGAGGUGUACAGGACUCUGUACCAGAUUGUGCUGGAGUCGGUUAAAAAGGGAGGCUCAGCUGGCGCCACCAUGUUUUGGCAGAUCAUGGCUGACGACCUGCGCUCGUGGGAUGAUGGCAUUGCAGUCUUCGCAUCGGACCCUGCACACGCCAAGACAGUGAGCAUCAUAUCCGCUCAGUCCAAGGCGAUUGCUGCUGCCACAAGGAGUUUAGGAUGA
Messenger RNA from Closterium sp. Naga37s-1, 1908 nucleotides. The record is from the annotation of a GenBank genome assembly. Lineage: Eukaryota; Viridiplantae; Streptophyta; Zygnematophyceae; Desmidiales; Closteriaceae.